AUGCAGGGAAUGGGGACCUUCCGGCUGGGGAGAAGGACUGUGAUGUACACAGUGGAAACCAUUCCCAAAGGGAAGAAUCGAGUGCUGGGGACCAUCCAGAUCAUGACUGGCUUCAUACACAUUAGCUUUGGGAUCAUUCUCAGCACCUUGACCAGUGUAUAUACCUCAUACUUUGUGUCUGGAGAGAUCCCCUUCUUGGGAGGAGCAUCCUUCAUUGUCUCCGGAUGCCUCUCAAUUGGUGCUGAGAAGAGCCCUACAGAGUGUGCAGUGAAAGGCUCCCAAGCCAUGAAUAUCAUCAGUGCCAUCUUUGCAUUACUUGGAAUAUUGACUUUUAUAGUAGACCUGAGCAAAAAUGGGUCAUUUCAUUACGAUGAUAAUCAUCACUAUUCUCUGGUUAUGAAGACAGGCAAUAGGAUUGCCAUUGUAUUGCUGACAUUCACCAUUGUGGAAUUUUGCAUCGCAACUGCCACUGCAUAUUUUUGGUGUAAGGCAACCCGUUCUGAUUCCAAUGAGGCCAUAUUGAUUGAACCGAACACCAUCAGGACAGAUACUGAGGCCGCAUCUGUAGAAUCAUCAGCAACCCAUCCGCCAAAUUCCAACGAUGUAAGUUACGAUUUAAAAGUAGAGACUGUGUAGAAGACUCAAGAGGAGGAAUCUGUAUGGAGAAAUCACACCAGCUGCACCUAUUUUGAGGUGUCAACGCUGGCCCUUUCCUGCAUGACAGAGUUCCGUCAAUUACUGCCAGUAUUCCAGCUGCCAGGCCAGCGAGGCCAAAGGGACCAUCUCUCUUCUUUCUCCAGUACAGUCUCAGCUUUAGACUGUGGCUAAGAAGCAUGCGGCUUGAUAUGCUCUGCCUUGGACUAGGAGGUAACAUUUGGAC
Messenger RNA from Zootoca vivipara (common lizard), 880 nucleotides. Lineage: Eukaryota; Metazoa; Chordata; Lepidosauria; Squamata; Lacertidae. The record is from RefSeq and is a predicted model, not a curated record.